GCUGUCAGUGCCGAUUCUGUGGAGUGUCUGCGCCAACCGAAAAAAAGCACAGGUCCACACACGCAGACGAGAAACACGAAUAAUAAAAAAAAAUUCAGUAUAAUCAUACACGCACAAACGAAUAAUUUUUGCGAGUGUGUCGUCGAGUAGUUGACGAAGACGACGACUUAGCCACUACGCUACAUCACAUUACAGCGACGACGACGCCGCCGAGAUCGUGUCCCUGUGCUCGCGGGUGUCUGAAAAUUGAAUAAUAAUAAUAUCAAUUAUUAUUAUUUAUUUUUUUAUUCUCUGCUUGUGUGUGAUUUCUUUGCGUGUUUCAAAGUGUGGUGUCGCGUGCGUACGUGGUUCCUCAAUCCGUUUCGGUGGCCGCGGACGACCACAGCAGACGGACGCACGAAUAUCGAGAAUUUUUAAUAAUAUUGUCGUAAAUUGUAUAAUUUAUUUUUUGUUUUUUGAAAUACAUACGCGUGUUUAUGUGUAUAUUUAUAAAUAGACACAUAUAUUUUUACACCACGUAUGAGUUCAUUGUAAACAUAGAUUAAAUUCGUCGUGUACCCAUAUAUCAAGUCACGAUCGGACGAAAAAAUAUCAUAUCGCAGAGAAGAUAUUACAACUAUAUAUUAUAAUAGUACCUACUGUUUUUAUUAUUAAUUUUAUGACUCGAAUACAGCCACUGAGCCUCCGCCGCAUUACCAAACUGAAGACACUAGUCAACACUACUGGAACGAUAGGUGGCAAAUCAGCAGCAGCGUCAAAGAUUGUUACAAGGAAGUAAGCUCUCGACAAAACACACACAUUUUCAUCCCCGUUGGUUUCAAGAAUCUAACUAUAACUUAUCGAGGCCAAAAAUAUAUACUUUAAUUUAUUAUAAAAAGAUAAUGAUAAAUCACAAUAAUUUAUAAAAAUUACAAGUCUUCGUUUUGCUGGGAAAAUAAGCUUGAUCUGUGAUAGUGUUAUUUUUUAUUUAAAUACUGUUUUUAAUUAUCAUUAUUAUUGCGAUCACAAAUAGUGUUUAUCGUUUUUAUUUUUUAUUUCGCUUCUUAAAGUUAUUGAGAAAACAACUAAUAAAAUGCCUCAAAGUGCGGGCGUACUUACAAACUCUGUUAUGAUARCUUUAAUCCUACUGAUCAGCUCCUUGUGUGGAUGUUGGAGUACUGAUGCGGAUCAACAUGUUGCUUCGUCUCCCACAUGUGACAGUAAUAUUUACUGUUAUGGACCAUUGCUGCAUGCGAUUCAAAUGUCUAGCAUAUUCCCAGAUUCAAAAACGUUUGUUGACAUGAAAAUGAAAUAUUCGCCAAAUGAGACUAUGAGCAUAUUCUUGGAUAUGAUGAAAAGAACGGGACAAAGGCCAUCAAAAUUAGAACUGGAGAUGUUUCUCAACGAAACAUUCGAAAAAGAAGGUAGUGAAUUCGAAAUUUGGGAUCCCUCUGAUUGGAAGCCAGAGCCCAAAUUUAUUGGUGAUAUUAAGGACUCAAAUUUCCAAGAAUGGGCUAGAGGCUUGCACUUGUUAUGGAAACUUCUCGGUAAAAAAAUUAAAGAUGAUGUACGUUUACAUCCCGACCAUUAUUCAAUCAUCUAUGUUCCGUAUCCUGUUAUUGUACCUGGUGGCCGAUUCCGUGAAUUUUACUAUUGGGAUUCGUACUGGAUUAUUAGAGGUCUGCUACUAUCUGAAAUGUAUACUACCGUAAAAGGAAUGCUUAGCAACUUUUUAUCGAUUAUUAACACCUACGGUCAUAUUCCAAACGGGGGUAGAGUUUAUUAUGCAAUGCGGUCUCAGCCCCCCAUGCUGGUACCAAUGAUGAAAAGUUACAUCGAGGCUACAAAUGACACAACUUUCCUUAAAGAAAAUGUAGAUAUACUGGAAAAAGAAUUCAGCUAUUGGAUGUUAAAUCAUACAGUAGACAUAGAAAAAGAUGGAAAAGUAUACACAUUGGCCAGAUAUAARGAUUCGUCAACAGGACCCAGGCCCGAAUCAUACAGGGAAGAUAUCAUGAGUGCACAAACACUGAAAACCGAUAACGAUAAAGAAAACUACUAUUCUGAACUAAAAGCCGCUGCGGAGUCUGGGUGGGAUUUUUCUAGUAGAUGGUUCAUACUAAAUGGAACAAAUAAAGGAAAUCUGACCAACUUGAAAACACGGUUCAUCAUUCCGGUGGACUUGAACGCUAUAGUGUAUUGGAAUGCCAAGAUAUUAAGUGAUUUCUACCGAGAGCUGAAUGUGUCUGACAAGGCACUGAAGUACGAAAACAUCGCCAAUAAAUGGAUAGAAGCAGUGACGGCGGUUCUAUGGCACGAGGAAGUAGGUGCAUGGUUGGACUACGACAUGCUGAACGAAAUCAAGCGUGAUUAUUUUUACCCAACCAACAUAUCACCUCUAUGGACUGGCUGUUAUGACCCAAAAAAAACCGAAGACUUUGUGUCCCGGACGCUUAAGUACUUGGAAAAGACACAAAUAAUGAACAACCUGGGGGGCAUACCAACUACCCUGGAGCAUUCCGGUGAACAAUGGGACUACCCGAAUGCAUGGCCCCCACUCCAGUACAUAAUGGUCAUGUCACUAGACAACUCAGGCGAUAACUGGGCGCAGGACUUGGCGUUCGAAAUAGCUGAAAGAUGGAUGAGAUCCAACUACAAAGCAUACAACGAGACCAACGCCAUGUAUGAAAAAUACGAUGCGACCGUACCCGGAGGUCACGGCAGUGGGGGUGAAUAUGAGGUGCAGCUAGGUUUUGGCUGGACCAAUGGCAUAAUCUUGGAGUUCCUUCAGAAGUACGGAUCCAGGGUUACAGCUGAGGACAAAUUCAUCGAGGCGCCGCAGACCAGCGCCAACAUAGGCUCCAGCUCAAGCAGUACUGACUACAACACCAAGACCGUGUCUUCGGCGACACAAGUCAUGACUGCCACACUUGCAAUACUGGCCACGAUAUCGGCCGGAUGCAUAGGGUGAGAUGUUUACAAGUUAAAUUAUGUAGUUAAAUUAUAAGAACAUUCCCUUAUGAAAAGUCGGAAGGAUCUCUUAAUUAUCAGGUCAGACGUAUUUAACAAAGAGGUUUACUUAGUUGAUCAUUAGUUUCUUUAUUUGUGCUAUCACAUUAGCCUAAUUAUUGUUUUUUUUUUUUUGUACAUGUGAGUUAGUGUUAUGCUUUAAUUUAUUGGCACAUGCAAGUUUUAUAUGGUCAAAAAAAGUAAAAUAAUUUACAUCUAAAAAAACAUUACCGAGCAAUACGGAAAGACCAACUUUGAAUGGAUAGUAGUAGAUCAAAAAGUAGAUCCUAAAGUUUAAAUCUGAACUUACUAGUGGUUUUAUCAUGAUAAUAAUAAUAUUUUAAAUAUUAACUAUUAUUAAUUAAUGGAGUUUAAGUUCCUUCGAGCAAUCAUAUUUCUGUGAAUUCAACCAAAUCGAUUAUAGAGUUGUUUGCACAGUAGAAUAUUUGCUUGACAUUUUAAUUGAAAAAUAAAGCAAAGUGAUGUAAUACGUUAAGGUUUUAUAAAUUAUAAAAUAUAGAUUAACACGUUUUAGUGAGAUUUAAACGAAAAACAAAUUGCGCGCCUAACUCAGUCUAAUGAGUAACAAAAUGUGUACAUGCCUCGUAUAGUCGGUUUAUAAUUUUAUAUGUUUCAUUCUCUUUUUUUUAAUUUAUCGUCAUUUUUUCAAAUUAUUUUUAAUUUCUGAAAUGUCCAUGACAUUUGCCUCUUAUGAUAUAUACAUACAUUUUUAAAUAAUAUAUUAAAUAUUUAGGUAUACUUUUAUCGUAAAUUMGUUCUAAUCACUCAUUUAGAAAAAUACAUAUAACUUAUAAAUAUCAAUGUUAUGUGGUAUCGUAAAUAUACCUAUCUGUGCUUUUUUWAAAUUGUUAUUUCAUGGUAGGUAAUAUUCAUAAUAUUUUUAUGCAUAAAUUGACAUAUUUUAAUAUUUAUUU
This is a messenger RNA of Diuraphis noxia (Russian wheat aphid), 3923 nucleotides long. It is a transcript of the gene Treh, whose product is annotated as Trehalase. NCBI's taxonomy places the organism in Eukaryota, Metazoa, Arthropoda, Insecta, Hemiptera, Aphididae. Gene Ontology annotation, biological process: trehalose catabolic process. Gene Ontology annotation, molecular function: alpha,alpha-trehalase activity. The record is from RefSeq and is a predicted model, not a curated record.